AUGAUCGUCAAUGGUGCAUCGGAUACUGUUUUAUGCCGUUGUUUUCCAAAUUAUUUAGACGGUCCUGCACUUGAUUGGUUGUGUGCUUUGUCUGUAGAUUCUAUCUCGCGAUUUCAGCAGCUGGCGAAGCUAUUUGAAGAACACUUUGCCGGGUCUGCGAUUUAUUUGCACGACUCCGAUUAUCUGAAUACGAUCAAACAGGGACAAAAUGAAAGCCUGAAGGACUACAUGACCCGCUUCACCAAAGUCGCCAUCAGCAUACCAGACCUCCACCCCGAGGUUCACCUACACGCAAUCAAAAGCGGACUUCGCCCUGGAAAAUUCCAGGAGAUCAUCGCAGUGGCCAAGCCGAGGACCCUUGCAGAGUUUUGCGAGAAAGCAAAAGGCCAAAUUGAUAUCGAAGAACUCAGACAAGCUCGGAAAUCUGAAAAGACAAACUACCGAGAUGAUGAUAAAUUCAACACUAAGCGGGAGGACAUAAUUAGAGAAAUCUUAAAUUCAAAGCCCAUCAAGCCACCAAGAAAGGCCGGUACUUAUCAAGAUACAAAGAACGUGGACAAGUCUAAAUAUUGUGCUUUCCACCAGAAACACGGUCACAACACUGACGACUGUGUGGUGGCCAAAGACCUAUUAGAAUGCCUAGCUAGGCAGGGACACCUUGACAAAUACAUUGGGGGUCACAUCCAAAAGCGCAGCACAUCUUCCACAACAAACGAUCUGUCCGAACAGCCAAACCGAGGAAAGGACAAGGCACAUUCAAGCCAAUACGAAAAACCUCGAGGUAUAAUUAAUUGUAUUUCAGGAGGAUACGCAAGUGGAGGAUCCUCAAAUUCGGCUCGAAAAAGAUCAUUCCGAGCAUUAUGCUCGGUGAACAGCCCACAACAAGAAGUUGAAAUGACAAAUACACAACCACAAGUGACUUUUACACACGCUGACUUCGACUCCAGCAUACAGAAUUUAGAUGAUCCCGUGGUCAUCACUCUUCAACUUGGAGAUUUGUUGGUAAGGAAAGUGCUCUUAGAUCCCGGGAGUAGCACCGAUGUUUUGUUCUAUUCCACAUUCCAAAAAAUGAAGCUCAGCGACAACAUGCUACAGUCAACAGGAGGAGACUUAGUUGGAUUCUCAGGAGAGCGAGUCCCAAUACUGGGUUCAGUGUGGUUGCAAACCACACUAGGUGAGCAUCCUCUUUCAAAAACAUAUGAUAUUCAAUAUUUAGUAGUCGAUUGUUUUAGUCCAUAUGAUCUUAUACUUGGCCGACCUUUUUUAAACAAGUUCGGCGCAAUUGUUUCUACAGUUCAUCUGUGUGUUAAGUUUCCUCUGCAAAACGAUCAAGUUGUAACAAUCCAAGGAGAUCACAAAGAAGCAUGCCAAUGUUACAACAUCAGCAUGAAACUCCAAAAUCAUCCCAGGAAACAAGUUAACAACAUCGGCCUUCCCAACGAAAGCAGCGCACUUGCCGACCUUGAUCCAAGGGCCGUCUUUCUCGAACGCCCCACACCAUCCGACGACCUGCAAAAAGUAUAUUUUAAUAAUGAUCCCAACAAAUUUACUUAUGUAGGUACAUCGAUCGACACAUCAGAACUAAAGGCCAUCACUAACUUCUUACAAAAUCAAGCCGACCUUUUCGCAUGGACACCUUCAGACAUGCCCGGCAUUGACCCACAAAUAAUCAGUCACAACCUAGCAAUAAGCUCAACUGCCCGACCAGUACAGUAG
This is a messenger RNA of Arachis stenosperma, 1716 nucleotides long. RefSeq lists its product as uncharacterized. The transcript has 2 exons. The record is from RefSeq and is a predicted model, not a curated record. Lineage: Eukaryota; Viridiplantae; Streptophyta; Magnoliopsida; Fabales; Fabaceae. The coding region runs from base 1 to 1716 and encodes 571 amino acids.